AUGCCAAGAGAACGAGGGAGGAUCCAGCCGGUGGGCUGCCAACAAUAUGAGGUGGACACUGCCCAGGGUGUCCCAGAUGCUGUAGCCCCGGAGGACAGAGAACAAUUAGAACGAAGGCAGAAAAAUCCAAAGAGCAAAGCCAAAGCCAGGGUCAAGGACAUACUUAGGCUUAACAACCAGGAGAUCAGAGGUCCGAAGAGCUUCCAGAGGGAAAUCCACAAUGGUGACAGAAAACAGUUCCAAGCUGGUCUAGUAGCGGCGGACGAUACAGGCAAAGUGAUGUUUAUUAAUGAAGCAGAAGCAGCUCUGGCCUGGUGUUUGAACCAUCCAUCUGAUGACUUGAUAGCCCAGAACUCACCAGCUCGACCCCCAGGACCAACUGACGCUGGAACCAGCUGUUCUGAUCCACCAGGUCAGGUAGCAGUUCACUUUGAUGCAGAAGAAACCAUAGUCCUGAUGGAGACCCAAACAGGCGACGGAAACCAGCGACGGAAUCCAGCGACGGAAACCAGCGACGGAAAGCGGUACAUUGUUGUGAACUGUGGAGAAACUAUCGAAUUCAAUGUCUAUGGAUUCCUGGAUGGAAGAGCUGUGGGGAAGAUGUAUGAAAUAUUUAAUGAUAACCUGGGAGGAAGAUCUGUGGACAUAAAGUUCUUUACAUUCCUCUGGAUGAUAUUCCAAGAACUCUGGAAAGAAUAUGAGGAAAACUUCCCCAAUGAGGUUCAGGAAAUGAUGAUUAAUUUUCUCCGUGUCAAACAUCUGGAUGAAGAAGUUUGGAUCCGCUGCCCAGAGAACCUGAAAGAGCAGGCUGCGAAAAAGAAAGACAUUGAGAGGUUCUUUGAUUCAGUGGAAGGAGCUUCCUGGGAUAAUAGAGGCAUCAGGAUCUCCAGAGAAAUACUGAGGUCUCUCUAUAGGGAGAUUCAGGUGGGAUUGCCUGCGUAUAUCAACCAUAUGUUAGGCAAAGAUUUCAACAUUGGUUCAAUUGUGUUAGUGGGGGGCUUAGCUCAGAGCCAGAUUCUACGUCAGAGCAUCACUGAAGAGUUUGGAUCUGACUAUAAAGUCCUGUGUCCUCUUAGACCCCAGGAAGUCAUCCUGAAAGGAGCUGUAGAGCUGGCAAUUAACCCAAAGUUGGUUUCUUUUCCAAAAAAAGCUGCAGGCCGCUUCAAAUGUUUUUCAUGACGUUUCAAUCUUGUUCUCUCUCUGGGAUCAGUCUGUCAGGAAGAUGUUUUAUCAGUUCUUCUAAGCUCUUUUUCUCUUUUUGUUCCUGCUGGUUCUUCUGUUCCUUCAGCUUCGCUCUAUGUUCCUCAUCUCCAUCUCUGGAUAUCUUUGGUUUUAUGUCCUUUAUCUAAAUAAUUUUCU
This is a messenger RNA of Cyprinodon variegatus (sheepshead minnow), 1359 nucleotides long. RefSeq names its product heat shock 70 kDa protein 12A-like. The record is from RefSeq and is a predicted model, not a curated record. Bases 1 to 1179 code for a protein of 392 amino acids. Lineage: Eukaryota; Metazoa; Chordata; Actinopteri; Cyprinodontiformes; Cyprinodontidae. The transcript is spliced from 4 exons.